AUGGGUGUGCUCAGAGAAGCUCCAGGAAGUUCCCCGAAGGUGGAGGGAUUGUUGGAUCUUCCCUCUAUUCCAGUACUCAAACAGAAUGGGUCCCACGAUUCGUUCAGCUUCUACAUUGAUGAAGCCUCUCCAGUAGGCCCUGAGCAACCAGAAACUGUCCAAAACUUUGUGUCUGUGUUUGGAACUGUAGCCAAGAAGCUGAUGAGGAAAUGGUUAGCCACUCAAACAAUGAGUUUCACUGGUCAGCUAGGAGCUGGAAUCCGCUACUUUGACCUCCGAAUUUCCACCAAGCCCAGAGACCCAGACAAUGAACUGUAUUUUGCUCAUGGCUUAUUCAGUGCCAAAGUCAAUGAGGGUCUUGAAGAGAUCAAUGCAUUUCUCACAGACCACCACAAAGAGGUAGUAUUCUUGGACUUUAACCAUUUUUAUGGCAUGCAGAAAUAUCACCAUGAAAAACUGGUCCAAAUGCUGAAAGACAUCUAUGGAAACAAAAUGUGCCCAGCCAUUUUUGCCCAGGAAGUGAGUCUAAAGUACCUGUGGGAGAAGGACUAUCAAGUAUUGGUCUUCUACCAUAGUCCAGUGGCAUUAGAAGUGCCCUUUCUCUGGCCUGGGCAGAUGAUGCCAGCACCCUGGGCAAACACAACAGACCCUGAGAAAUUGAUCCAGUUUCUUCAGGCAUCCAUCACUGAGAGAAGAAAGAAGGGCUCGUUUUUUAUAUCUCAGGUGGUGCUGACUCCCAAAGCAAGCACUGUGGUCAAGGGUGUGGCAAGCGGCCUCAGAGAAACAAUCACAGAAAGAGCUCUUCCUGCCAUGAUGCAGUGGGUCGGCACCCAGAAGCCAGGAGAGAGUGGCAUCAAUAUUGUCACUGCUGAUUUUGUAGAACUUGGCGAUUUUAUCAGCACUGUCAUAAAACUCAACUAUGUCUUUGAUGAGGGAGAAGCCAACACUUGAUAUUACUCUCCUGAGUGUCCAUGAGUAAGAUAGAGAAGCCUCAUUGUAUUAGACAUAUUAUCAAUACACCCUCUGAUGUUCCUAUUCCACUGAGUCUCUAAAGAUAUUUGGGGUGGCAGUGAAUAGGAAAAGAGGGUAAAUCAUGUCUUCAGUGAUUGUAACCAUAUUCUGCAUUACUAUAAAUAUGUCAUUUCCCAUUUGGUGAGCAAAAUCUACUUCUAGUGUUAGGAAUAGAAAAGAACAGUGAAUUUUGUUUUUCAGAAUUAAUGUUUGUGAUAUGUAACUCAUGAGUGUUUACUUGAUUGCAUUUUCUAAUUUCAAUCUCGGGCUCCUAUACUAUUCAUACCUUCUACCCUUUCCACUACCCCUCUCUUGCUCGCUCUUUCUAAUUAGAUGCUAUGUGGGUUUCAAAACAAUUGAAUGCCCAACAUAAUGUGGAUUACAUUGUUGUACUGAAAUGUGUUUGUUUUGUGAGACUUGAUAAAAUAUUCCAUAGUCAUCUGCAAUUGGGCGAUCACAGCUAAUUCUUGCUCAUAGAAGAUAUGCAUUAAAUCAGUUUCCCUGCAUCAGUA
This is a messenger RNA of Phodopus roborovskii (desert hamster), 1523 nucleotides long. It is a transcript of the gene Plcxd3, whose product is annotated as phosphatidylinositol specific phospholipase C X domain containing 3. Gene Ontology annotation, biological process: lipid metabolic process. Bases 1 to 951 code for a protein of 316 amino acids. The transcript has 3 exons. The record is from RefSeq and is a predicted model, not a curated record. NCBI's taxonomy places the organism in Eukaryota, Metazoa, Chordata, Mammalia, Rodentia, Cricetidae. Gene Ontology annotation, cellular component: synapse. Gene Ontology annotation, molecular function: phosphoric diester hydrolase activity.